AUGCACCAACCAAAUACUAAAAAGGUAUUGAUUUCUGGCUACAUACAGAUUGAUGCAAAACGACAGAGAUCAUACGAGAUAGACAAAAAUGAAUUGCUGGAACGAUUGCUAAUUACAAUAUUUCUACUGGUAGUCGUUUGUGGAGGACUGCACUUGUUUGGAAUUGCGUAUAAUCAUCACAUGACCGCUUAUUCGGAAAUAAAUGAAGAGGAAAAACUAGUUAUUAGUGUUGAAGCUCUACUGGGGAUUGUAAUUAUACCUGGGUUUCUCAUUCUGGUUUUUUUAAGUAAGGCUAUAUCACGACGAAAACAAGCAAAACUGGAAACAAACGAGAAAUUUCGGGGAAAAAAUUAUUAUUAUAUUCUCUCACCGGAAGAGAACACAACUUUGAAUCGGUUGGAAUAUGGAAUAUGUUCUGUGGUAAGUGCUCUCUCAGCAAUAGAAAACAGUUAG
Molecule: messenger RNA, 453 nt
Organism: Caenorhabditis remanei
Lineage: Eukaryota; Metazoa; Nematoda; Chromadorea; Rhabditida; Rhabditidae
Exons: 3
Coding region: 1-453 (150 amino acids)
Source: RefSeq, a predicted model, not a curated record